Salmo salar (Atlantic salmon) is the source of this 528-nucleotide messenger RNA. It is a transcript of the gene ppic, whose product is annotated as peptidylprolyl isomerase C. Gene Ontology annotation, biological process: protein peptidyl-prolyl isomerization; protein folding. Gene Ontology annotation, cellular component: intracellular membrane-bounded organelle; cytoplasm. Lineage: Eukaryota; Metazoa; Chordata; Actinopteri; Salmoniformes; Salmonidae. The record is from RefSeq and is a predicted model, not a curated record. Gene Ontology annotation, molecular function: peptidyl-prolyl cis-trans isomerase activity; cyclosporin A binding.
AUGGACAGAGCCAUCAGUCUGAAUGUGAAGUUCAAUGAUGACAAGAUACAGUACAUGGUGUUGUUUGACGUCACUGUGGCAGGCCAUGAGGUUGGCAGGAUUGUGAUUGGCCUGUUUGAAGACCUUCUUCCACUGAUUGUGAAUAACUUUGUGGGUCUUGCAAAAGGGGAGAAAGGAUAUGGUUAUAAAGGAAGUAAGUUUCAUCGGGCAAUCAAGGACUUCAUGAUCCAAGGCGGUGACUUCACAGCUGGAGAUGGGACUGGAGGUAAGAAAGGCAACCAAUUUGCUGAUGAGAACUUCAAGCUGAAGCAACUGGGCAGUUGGGCCAGUAUGGCCAACACGGGCCCAGACACCAACGGCUCCAGUUUUUUUAUCACUGCGGCCAGGGCUCCUAGGCUGGACGGGAAGCACGUGGUGUUUGGGAAGAUGCUGGAGGUUAUGUCUGUGGUUCACACCAUCGAGCUCCAAGACACAAAUGACCGAAACCUGCCCUAUACAGUGUGUCAUUGUCAACAGUGGGAAGACUGA